This is a messenger RNA of Ostrinia nubilalis (European corn borer), 2826 nucleotides long. RefSeq names its product serine protease inhibitor dipetalogastin. Gene Ontology annotation, biological process: multicellular organism development; cell differentiation. The coding region runs from base 225 to 1739 and encodes 504 amino acids. The record is from RefSeq and is a predicted model, not a curated record. Gene Ontology annotation, molecular function: protein binding. The transcript has 12 exons. NCBI's taxonomy places the organism in Eukaryota, Metazoa, Arthropoda, Insecta, Lepidoptera, Crambidae.
CGUGUCGGGGUCCCAGUCCGACCGCGGUCUCUGUCGCGUCAGUACGCGGUGUCUGUUGCGCGGUACCAAAAAGUUUGCGUUUGUGCUUGUGUUGGUGGCCAGUGAUUCGGGAAUUGUAUAGAAAUCUCACCAUGGACGACUGAACACGAAUAAAAAGUGCUACCAAUAAUUUAAGUGAACAAACCAAGACUGAUAGUGAAUAAAAUAAAUUUAGUGCCACCACAAUGGAGUUUAGGUCACAGUUUUUGGCGACUGCAGCUCUUCUUGUCAUAAUCGCGUCAUCAUGGUGCGAGGGCGCGCGCGACGCGUCAUGUCCCAGGAUCUGCGGACCAGCCCUGCAGGGAGAACCGGUCUGCGCCACUGAUGGAUACAUCUACCCUUCGCUUUGUGAGAUGAGGAAGAAGACUUGUGGAAAAGGCGUCCGACUGGCCCCCGACCAGGGUUCGUGCUCGCGGGCCCAGGGGUCCAAGUGCGAGCACCGCUGCACCUCCGAGCGGGACCCUGUCUGCGGCACUAACGGGAGGACCUACCUGAACCGCUGCAUGCUGCAAGUUGAGAUUUGCAGAGUGGGCAUUGGCCUGUCCCAUCUCGGAGCCUGCAACAACAUCAGCGCUCAUCGUGAGAACUGCCCCGUGGAUUGCUCUCAAGCGCCGCUGGAUGGCCCCAUCUGCGGGUCAGAUGGGAACGUCUACAAGAGCACUUGUCAGAUGAAGCUGCUUACUUGUGGACAAGGAGUCGUGAGAACCAGCAAAAAGCAUUGUCAAACUACCCGCCACUGCCGCGAGUCGUGCUGGCGCGUUGCUAGGCCCACGUGUGGCUCUGAUGGGAAGCUCUACGCGAAUGCCUGUAGGAUGAAGGCCACGAAUUGUGGCAAACACGUGUUCGAAGUACCGAUGGCAUUCUGCGUGUCCCAAGAGCGGACGUCUGGCGGGGAGCCGUGUCCCACUGACUGCUCGGGACAGAAGGAGAAGCUGGUCUGCGGGUCAGAUGAGAGCAUCUACAGGAACGAGUGCGAGAUGAAAAUGCUGAACUGCGGAGUCAGCAACAGGAAGAUAGUUAAGAAGGUGGACAUGGAGAAGUGCCGGUCGAAGAUGAACAAAUGCCUGCGCGUGAAGUGCUCGGCCGACUACGACCCCGUGUGCGGCACCGACGCCAAUGUGUACAACAACCCCUGCCUACUGAAAGUGGCUACUUGCCUCAAAGGCGUGCAACUGGCCCACUUCGGAAACUGCACGGUGCUGCCCAAACUCGAGAUUGACUGCCCCGACGACUGCGAGAAUGACAUCGAAAAACCCAUCUGCGGCUCCGACGGAAACGUUUACAAAUCGAAAUGCGAACUCCGCCGCCUGACUUGCGGUCAGCACGUGGUUGCGGUCUCAGCAGCCCACUGCCGCACCACGGCUCUCUGCAACGAGCCCUGCCCCGAUACGCCUGCAUUCGUUUGCGGGUCCGACAACAAGUUUUAUAAGAACGAGUGUAUUAUGAAGAAGGAGAACUGCGGCAAACACGUGUACGUGGUGCCCCUCAAGCGCUGCCUAUCCCGGUUCCAAUACGCCGGCUGCGCACGCGUCUGCCCGCCCGAGUACGACCCGGUCUGCGGCACUGAUGACAAGACCUACUCCAACAAGUGCUUCUUGGAGAUGGAGAACUGCCGGUCUAGGAGUCUGGUCUCUCUCAAAUACUUGGGCACGUGCGCCGAGCCGAUCGCCGAGGAGCCUAAGAACUACCUUUACCGAUAAACUAUCGAUAUUUAUACAUCAGUAUCGAUAAUCGCUUUACCCCAUAUCGUGCUGUAUCUAGAGUUCAUUGUAAAACUUAGUGCCAACUCUUUUAAUGUAGGACAAUUGAUUUGUUUUGGUAACUUUGUCAUUUCUUAAAAAUUGAGUUUUAGGCUACAUUUUUUGUUAUUUUGGACCUUAAACCAAGGAGAUAAGGUUUAUAAUAUGGAAUUGUGUAAUAAACCAAGUAUAAAAACAUUAGCUUUUUGAAAUGACAAAGGAACAAUCAAUAUAAAUCAAUUCAUAAGAAUAUGUACAUUUAUUUAAUGACCAACUAAUAUGAAUUUUCGUCUUCCAUUUAUCGCGUUUUUAAUAUUAAGAAUUUUGUAUUUUAUGGUAAUCAGUACAAAAGUUUGAUAGAAUCAUUCAGAAGUUUUUGAGUCCACGAUUUUUGGCGACCUGUUCACUCUUCAAAAUAAAAACUGCGCCAAAAAUACUCAAAUCAAAAAAAAAAACUUUUUCUUAGUAAUACACUAACUUACUCUAAAGUUAAACCUAAAAAGGUUUUUGACUGUUUAUUUAUUUUCUAUUUAUUGACUAAAAGUAAAUAGUUUAAGUGAUUUGUAAAUAAUUAGUGAAUUUUCGUCAUAAUUACAUUUAAUGAUAAUAUUUAUUUAUUCGUUUUUAGAUUUCGAUGCAUUUAGAAAAAAAGACUAUUUAAUUUUUACUAACUGAAAUAUUUUGAUUUGUGAGUUAUGUCAUUUUCUUUUUUGUGUGCUCAGUGUUGUAUUGUUAUUAAUAAAAAUGAAACAAUGUAGAAUUAUCUGCCUAAAUGCUGUUUGGCAUUGCUUGGUAUUGUUUAAAAUUAAAAAUGCUAAUAAUAGUUAAUUGUGAUACAUUACUACAAUAAUUGUAUGGGUAAUCCAAAUAUAAAUACCUUUACUGUAUGUAACAAUCACCAUUCUCUGAAAUAAUUCACUGCCAUAAGACAAUAUUUCGUAAUAAAAUGUAAAACCACGUAAUUUUUUAUACAAGAAAUACUUAACUUCAUAUUAACCUGUACAAUCGAGUAUUUUAACGAAAUAAUAAAUGAAAAAACGUUUUUAAA